Messenger RNA from Pogonomyrmex barbatus (red harvester ant), 735 nucleotides. RefSeq lists its product as uncharacterized. The record is from RefSeq and is a predicted model, not a curated record. NCBI's taxonomy places the organism in Eukaryota, Metazoa, Arthropoda, Insecta, Hymenoptera, Formicidae.
GAUGUGCGGAUAACAUGGGGAAGUCGAAAUCGCGUGAAAGCGGGUUGACAUGGUCUACGAUCUCGACCGAAUCAUUGGAUCACGGCAGGCAUUAUGAAGGCAGUCAUGGCGAAACGCGCCUGGUCAAGCGUGUAAUGAUCAUGAUGAUGGUCAUCUUGAUUGUUGGUAUGAUGCUGAUGGUGCUGGGUGUCAUUCUGCUGGUAAGAGGUCUGAUACGAGAAGACGACAAGGCAAUCCGCGUCUGGUGGAAUGAUCUAUUCAUAAUCGGCCUCUUGGCAAUCCUCACCGGCGUCUUCCUGUUGGGCCUGAAUGGCAUAAUCAGAGCAAUGCUACCUCGAAGCAUGUGUUCAGGAACAACUCGCCAUGUCCCGAUUCAGCCACCGAAUGGAGUAAGAGGUGGAGACCAGCGAGUUGACCGUUCACCGCGCCAAACGAGCGAAGUAGAUGAAGCGAGUGUCAUUGGACGGAGUGUCAUUCUCUUUGAGAAUGACGAGAUUGACCGUUCAGGCGUUGUAUCUGGAACGGAUCAUCGAGGAGAUCAUCAGCGACCACGUCAAGAUCUCAACCAUCAACAGUUUCAGCACGGCGAGACCCGGAAGUUAUCGCAAAAUAUGAUUCUCGAAGCAAAACGGGAAUUCGUAGCAAAUUCAAUAGUUCAUUCGAAGUCCUCCUAGACGGCAAAAUCGAGAGAGGAAGAGAGAGAGAGAGAGAGAGAGAGAGAGAGAGAGAGAGAGA